Hemibagrus wyckioides is the source of this 4700-nucleotide messenger RNA. Its product is annotated as NLR family CARD domain-containing protein 3-like. Gene Ontology annotation, molecular function: protein binding. Lineage: Eukaryota; Metazoa; Chordata; Actinopteri; Siluriformes; Bagridae. The coding region runs from base 176 to 2935 and encodes 919 amino acids. The transcript has 13 exons. The record is from RefSeq and is a predicted model, not a curated record.
AGCAGCUCACACCUCUUGAAAAAAUGAAAGCGAAAGAGUUUCUUAUAAUUCUCCUUAGAACUCCAGUUCUGACGGGCGAAAAGAGCCGUUUACGAAAGGUAGGAGGUUUGUCGUAGUGGAAAAUAGAUUUCUGGCUUUUCACUAUCUAGCUGUGUCUCCAUGAACAGUGAGUGCCAUGGAUCCACUUCUUACAUUAACAGAGGGAGACUUCUCAUCUGGACACAAUGUAACCCAGGUAAAUAGACCAGACUCACCAUUACCCAGCUAUGUCUCCAUGAAUAGUGAUCCGUCUAUGGAUGUUUUUCUUACAUUCAAAGAUGGCGAGCCCUCACCUGGACACAGUGUAACCCAGGUAAAGAGACCAGACUCACCAUUACGCAGCUAUUUCCCCAUGAAGAGUGAUGCGUCUAUGGAUGUUUUUCUUACAUUUGAAGAUGGAGAGCCCUCACCUGGUAACAGUUUCCUGCAGAUGGAUGGGACCAGAAAGGUCCAGAAGAUUAUCACAGAUCCAGGGUGUGAACCUUCAUCUGCUGGAACUGAUGUUCAGGGAAACUACAAAUUAAAUCUGAUGAAGAAGUUUUAUCAUGUAAAUGAUGUGAUAACAAACCAAGGAAACCAAACACUUCUUAACGAAAUCUACACAGAGCUCUACAUCACAGAAGGAAAAAGUGGAAAAGUCAAUAAUGAACAUGAGGUGAGACAGAUUGAGGCAGCAUCCAGGAGAGCAGCAACAGAGGAAACACCAAUCAAAUGCAAUGACAUCUUUAAACCUUUAUCUGAAGAAGACAAACCCAUCAGGAGCGUUCUGACAAAGGGAGUUGCUGGCAUUGGAAAAACAGUCUCUGUGCAGAAAUUCAUUCUAGACUGGGCUGAAGGGAAAACAAAUCAGGAUGUUUAUCUCAUAUUUCCACUUCCUUUCAGAGAGCUCAAUCUGAUGAAGGACCAAAAACUGAGUCUGAUGAAGCUUCUUCAUUUCUUUAAGGAGAUAAAAGAAACAAACUUUUCCAGUCUGCACAAAGUUCUGUUCAUUUUUGAUGGUUUGGAUGAGUGUCGUUUCCCUCUGGAUUUCCAGAACACAGUGAGAGUGUGUGAUGUAACUGAAUCAGCAUCAGUGAAUGUGCUGCUGAUAAACCUGAUCAAAGGGAAUCUGCUUCCCUCUGCUCUCAUCUGGAUCACCUCCCGACCUGCAGCAGCUGAUCAAAUCCCCUCUGAGUGGAUUAAUCGAGUCACAGAGGCACGAGGGUUCAAUGACCUACAGAAGGAGGAAUAUUUCAUUCAGACAAACAUCAUCAAGAAAAAGUACACAGAGAGCAGAGAGGCAGAUAAAGAAAUGGUUCUGAAACUGGGUAAACUGGCUUUCAGGCAGCUGAUGAAAGGAAACCUGAUCUUCUAUGAGGAAGACCUGAGAGAGUGUGGCAUUGGUGUGACUGAAGCAUCAGUGUAUUCAGGUGUGUGUACACAGAUCUUCAGAGAGGAGUUUGGACUUCACCAGAGUAAAGUGUACUGCUUUGUUCAUCUGAGCAUUCAGGAGCACCUCGCAGCUCUGUAUGUACACCUGAAAUUGAUGAUUGAAAAGAAAAAUGUUUUUAAAAAGACAACAACCAACAUACUGAGGCCAAAAUUUACAAUCUCAGAUGUACACAAGAGUGCUGUAGAUCAGGCUUUAAAGAGUAAAAAUGGACAUCUUGACCUUUUUCUUCGCUUUCUUCUGGGUCUCUCACUGGAGUCCAAUCAGUCCCUCUUACAAACCAUAGUGAGACUCAGAAGAAGUAGCUCCAACCAUAACCAGGAAACAGUUCAUUACAUCAAGGAGAAGAUCAGAGAGAAUCCCUCAACAGAGAAAUCCAUCAAUCUGCUCCACUGUCUGAAUGAACUGGGAGAUCAUUCUCUAGUUGAGGAAAUCCAACACUACCUGAAGUCUAGAAAUUUACAACAAAACAAACUUUCUCCAUCUCAGUGGUCAGCUGUGGUGUUUAUGUUACUGACCUCAGUGCAGGAACACAAUGUGUUUGUCCUGAAUAAAUAUAUUAACAAUCACUGUACAUCAGACAAGGUUCUUCUGAAGCUCCUGCCUGUGGUUGCAGCAUCCAGAAAAGCUGAGUUUAAUAAUUGUGGCCUAAAUGAGGAAGGUUUUGCAGCUUUGGUCUCAGUGCUCAGCUCUGAAUCCUCCAAUCUGAGAGAACUGGAUCUGUCUAGGAAUAAAAUCAGAGACUCAGGAGUGAAGUGUCUCUCUGCUGUACUGGAGAAUCCUGACUGUAAACUGGAGACACUGGGGUUGUCUGGUUGUGAAAUCUCAGAUGAAGGCUGUGAUGCUCUGACUUCAGCUCUGAGAUCAAACCCCUCACACCUGAGAGAACUGGAUCUGUCUGUGAAUAAACUCAGAGACUCAGGAGUGAAGUGUCUCUCUGCUGUAUUGAAGAAUCCUCACUGUAACCUGGAGACACUGAGGUUGUGUAAUUGUAAAAUCUCAGUUGAAGGCUGUAUUGAUCUGGCUUCAGCUCUGAGAUCAAACCCCUCACACCUGAGAGAACUGGAUCUGUCUGUGAAUAAACUCAGAGAUUUAGGAGUGAAGUGUCUCUCUGCUGUACUGAAGAAUCCUCACUGUAAACUGGAGACACUGAGGUUGUAUAGUUGUGAAAUCUCAGGUGAAGUCUGUGCUGCUCUGACUUCAGCUCUGAUAUCAAACCCCUCACACCUGAGAGAACUGGAUCUGUCUUGGAAUAAACUCAGAGACUCAGGAGUAAUGUGUCUUUCUGAUCUACUGGAGAAUUCUUACUGUAAACUGGAGACACUGAGGUUGCGUGGUUGUGAAAUCUCAGGUGAAGGCUAUGCUGCUCUGACUUCAGCUCAGUUAUCAAACCCCUUACACCUGAGAAACCUGGAUCUGUCUGGGAAUAAACUCAGAGACUCAAAAGAAUCAGCUCUUCAGUCUUAAGCUACAGAACCUGAGUAUGUGAAGAAUUUUCACCUGAACCACUCUGGCUGUUUUCCCCUGAUCUCCCUCAUCAACAAGGAGUUUCCACACACAUAACUGUGUGUAACACAUAAAACUCCAAGCAGCUCAUCUGCAAAAAUCAGACUUUUUCUUCAUUCUGAUGUUUGAUGUAAACAAUAACUCAAGCUCUUGACCUGCAUCUGUAUGAUUUUACACAUUGUGCUGCUGCCAUCUGAUUAGCUGAAUAUAAGCAGGUGUACUGAACAAUGUGAGUGUAAUAUACUGAGUACAGUGGGUGGAUGUCCAAGAACUUUCUGUAAGUUAUUUAUUUAUUUAGUUGUUUGUUUAUUUAUUUAUUUAUUUAUUUAUUUACAAAGUACAAAAUAUUAACACUACUCUGCUCUAACUCUUCAAAUCCAACAGGUUAUUUUUAAUUCAUUAUAAAAUAUACAUUUUUAAUUGGUAGAUGCUCAAACCCCAUGUAGUUUAGGGUUAGGGUUACAGUGAGCUGUUCUAUAGAAUAAAAUGUACUGUAGAAUUUCUAAAUCAUAAAAAUCUGUCAGUUUCAACAGAGCCAGGAUGCUAUUUUAAAGCAUUAUAAAAUGGACAUUUUAAAUUAGUAAAUGAUUAAACCCACUCAGCUGAUCGCCAUGAGCUACAAUAUGCUGAAAAAAGUUAUUCUUUUGACAUUAAAUUUAAAAGAUCUAUUAACUGAAUUAAGUUAAGACAAGAUUAAUCUAAUAUAAAAUGCUCACUUCUAAUGGUGAUCUAUUUUGCUCUAAUAGAGGAUUCACAGUGUUGCAGUGGGUAGCAUUGGUACUUUACAGCACCAGGUUUCUGGGUUUGAUCCUGUGCUUGGUUUAAGAGUUUCACAUGCUCAUGUGGGUUUCCUUUGGGUUCCUUUAAACUUGAAAUUGAAAUGUGUUAACCUUCUAGAAAAAAAUAAAAAAUUAUACAAUUAAAAAAUUUAAUUAAUACAAUUUUAUUCAGCUCUGAACUGAUAUAAGUGGGUUUGAUCAUCUACCAAUUUGAAAUGUCCAUUUUAUAAUACAGUAAAUUAACCACCUGAAACAAUUAUACUGACUGAUCCAGUGGCUUAUAAUUGCAAUUGCUUUAAAAUUCUGUAGAAAAGUCAAUCAUCUGUACUGUAAGUAUAGAGUAGAUUAUUCAUGGGUGUAGAUCUGGUUUAGACAUUUUGGGGUCGAAGUGUGAAUCGGUAUGAUUUCCCAUAUUUUAUCUAAUUCAAUUAAAAAACAAAGUAAACUGAAUGAAGAAACUGUUUUUGUUAUAUCUGUUUAUCUCUGUUUAUCGUUGUUUAUUGCUAAUUUGCUGUAUUGAUUGUUAUGGUUAUACUGCAGUGAAUUAGCUAGCUAGCUACAAUAUGUGUGGAAUGUUGUUAGCUAGAUUACACCAUAUUAUCCUAACUCCUCCUGAGUACAUUUCUACUGAGUAUAUUUUACUCUCCCACUGUGUCCAGCGAUGCAAAAUAGUGUACUGAACAGCUUUUCUCUUCCUCUUUAAAGCUAGCUGUGAUCUGCUCCCACAGUCACAUGGUUCAUGCAACAUGCUGCGAGGAGACAGUUGCAAGAUACCAACUAGUGUGGGGCGGGGGGAUGGGGGGGUUUGGCUUUUGGCAUUCUUACAUCUUAUUUAUUGUGACAACUCGAAAUCGAUUAGUAACAUCAAUAAUGUUACAAAAUAAAUUACUUCUACAGUCAUACACGUCUUAAUAUUUCAUAGCGUUGCUCUUUAAACCUCAUAGUUU